Molecule: messenger RNA, 637 nt
Organism: Dendronephthya gigantea
Lineage: Eukaryota; Metazoa; Cnidaria; Anthozoa; Malacalcyonacea; Nephtheidae
Exons: 1
Coding region: 53-637 (194 amino acids)
Source: RefSeq, a predicted model, not a curated record
UCUUUGGAAUGUAUUACCAGAUGAGCAUCUCAAAUUAUGGCAUGAUUUUGUUAUGGCUUGCAUCUUGUAUUGUGCUCCUGUCAUCACAGAAGGAAGAGCAGAAGUGGGACACUCGCACAUUUUAAAAUUCUGCAAGGGCUUUGAAAAUCUUUAUGGAAAAGAGAAGGUCACGCCAAACAUGCAUAUGCACACCCACAUUCUCGACUGCAUUUUGGAUUACGGACCUGUAUAUUCGUUUUGGCUAUUCAGUUUUGAGCGGUACAAUGGUCUUUUGGGCGAAAUUGUUACCAAUCAGAGGUCAGUAGAAGUACAGUUAAUGAGAAAGUUUACGUCCGAACAGUUCGUAAGAAACUUGGAGCUGCCAGUUCAAUUUGGUGAUUCGUUUUUACCUAUAUUUGAAAAACUAAAUAUUAAGAACACUGGAACGCUUGCCUCUGAGCUGGAAGACAUGAAAACAAAAGAAGUGAUAGAGACUAGUAUGCUUGCCAUUGGUCCUGUCCGAAAGAACGACUCACGAUGGAGAAUCGAUGAAAGGAAGACUGUGUAUGAACUGCGUUGUCCCUAUUCCUUAGAAAGCUUGGACGCAGAGGAUCUUGCCUUAAUCACAAGGUGUAUAUGGAAAUAUUUGAUGGACUAA